Molecule: messenger RNA, 1505 nt
Organism: Chaetomium strumarium
Lineage: Eukaryota; Fungi; Ascomycota; Sordariomycetes; Sordariales; Chaetomiaceae
Product: ubiquitin-conjugating enzyme E2-binding protein
Exons: 2
Coding region: 98-1318 (406 amino acids)
Biological process (GO): protein autoubiquitination; protein polyubiquitination; protein monoubiquitination
Cellular component (GO): ubiquitin ligase complex; nucleus; cytosol
Molecular function (GO): ubiquitin conjugating enzyme binding; cyclin binding; ubiquitin protein ligase activity
Source: RefSeq, a predicted model, not a curated record
CAUCUGUAACUCGAUGCAUAUCACAAGCAACAGAGUCGGAUGCCAGGAGUAAUGAAGCACUUCUUCUGAAGGCCUUUGUUAGAACAUACGUGCAGGAAUGGGGUUGUCCGACAGCUUGGUUCUUUACGCCGAGCUGCUCGCCAAUAUCCGCCAGAUUUCCCUCGCUGCGUCGCUCCCUUCAGCCAGCGACGCGUCGACUCAGGUCGCACUGUCGUCCGACUGCAGAACUGUCCAGCUCAGACAUCGCAAUGACUGCAGUCAACUGACGCUUCCAGCCAAGGCAUCCCUCGGCGGCACAUUGCUCCCCAUCCAAGAUAAACAAAAAGGCGCCACGACACUCACAUGGCGGCUGCCGCUCGACGCCUCAUCCGCCUCACCUUCCUCUUCGGGUGAUCUUAUACCUUGGUCAGCGUCUGAUCUACAUCCAGGCUCCGGGGUUGCCUGCAGACAGUGCGGCACUGAGGUUGUGCCAUCCCUUUCGGCGAAGGUAUGGAAAGACCUCCCCAGCGAGAACUGGGCCGAGAUGAUGGAGUUCUGGCAUUGCCACAAGCCAGACCACCAUCACCACCACAACCAUGGGGGAGAUAGUGGGAGAGCGGAUGAAGAGAGCCUCGCCUCGAGAGGUUAUGGUGCCUCCUCGGUUAUUUCAGCUCAAGAAGGUGUUGGCUUUGUGGACCUCACAACGCUACUUUUUGCCGAGAAGGACUGCCGAAACAUCGUGUUCUCCCUGGGCAGCUAUGAGCAAGGCUCGACAGACCGACAGAACUUAGAGUUCCCUGAUUCUACAACCGCUCAAAUCCGCAGUCUGAACAUCUUCUGCUCCUCUUGCCGUGCUCAGCUUGGCUUUUUCAACGUCCGAACCGCCGCAGUCACGUUGCUCAAGUGGCAAAUAUCGUGCAAGGCCACCUCAGGCGCUGCCCCAGGCAUCACACAAUGCCUUGGAGCCACGCUUAUCUCAACCAUCUCUCGGUCAGGGUCCUCUAAGUCACUCAUAUCGCCAAUACCGGAAACAGCCCAGGAAACGGACGACAAGGCAAUCCAUGUCUGGGUUCUCAAUAGCAGCAUCGUGUAUUCAUCCAGUGACGCCCCGCAACCGACGCCGGCAAUCAAGCUUCUCUACCGGCCGAUAGGCGUCAAGGAAGCUGACAAGAUGUUGGAAGCCGUUACGUGUGAUGCGCAAGAAAUCAACUUGCCUGCUCAGGCGCUGGGGGAGGUUAUCCGACACCUUGACAGGAGUAAUGUCUUGCUGCCGCCGUCAGAGCGGAUGUUUAAGCAGUGGAAAGUGGGGUUGUUGACGAGGUGGGAAGCUAAAGGGUGAUACUUCAAGUGACUGGGAAAGAAUCGUUGGACGGGUGUACGGUUUGCAAGAAGACGCAGACAAAGAAGAAACACCCCUUCCAGAGCUCGCCAAAGCCAACCAACCCGGUCCACCAUCAACCAAGCCAGGUCCUGGGGCAUCCGGAUUGUACCGUUCCGACUAAGGUACUUGACCGCCUGACACUGCC